GCCCUGGUUGCAGUGAGGAUUUGGAGAGCCUUCCUCAGCCAUUGGGAGGUCCUGUGCAGUGCAUCUGCUCAACUGUGAGGUCUCCAGCUUCCAUGUUGUUGAAUAAACCAGUUCAAGUGAUUAUUAGGUUUCGAAUGCAGUCUGAGUCCAAGAAGUAUGAAGAAGAGACACCUUCCCUGCUCUGGGGGUUAGAUCCUGUAUUUUCUGCUUUUGCAAGACUCUAUAUUAAAGAUAUAAAAGAAAUGAGAGAAUCUAAACAAGUGCCAGGUGUAUUCUUCUAUAAUGGACAUCCAGUGAGACAGGUGGAUGUUGUCGGGAUGGUGGUUCAGACUAAAGAGCGAGAGGCUUUUCACAGUUAUGGAGUGGAUGAUAGUACUGGGGUUAUAAACUGUAUCUGCUGGAAAAAUCCCAUGGUAGCAGAAAGGUCUUUCUCAGACAGCCCAGGCACCCCCAGCAGUCUUAAAGUGCUUGAACAGAUGAAGAAAUUCCAGGAAAUGGUGAGCCAGAAAACCAAGCUGCAGAUUGGAGAUGUCAUCAGGGUCAGAGGCCAUGUCCGGACCUUCAGGCAACAAAGAGAAAUUCAGUCUUCAUGUUUUUAUAAGGUGGAUGAUCCUGUGUGUGAUGUUCAGAUUUCAAGAAUGUUGGAGCUCCCCUGCUUGUACAGAGAAGUUUAUGAUAAACCUUUCCAAAGCCCAGGGGCAGGACAGAGUGGCCCAGAAAGUUUGGAUUUCUUAGUCCAAACACUGCAUGAGAAAGUGAGAGACUUCCUACUAGAAAACAAAAUUCAGACCUUUUACCAGCAGGAGUUGGAAACAAUUCAUUCUCUGGUAUCCCUAGCUGAUGGGCCUAAAUCUAGUUCCAGCUGUCAGGUGAAUUCAGGAAGUGAAUCCAGCUCUAAAAGGAUUCACAGUGUUUUCAAGGAAGCAAUAAAGAAACUACAAGAGAAAGGAGUGGUUUUCCAGAAACCUGGUACCUCCAAGGACUUGUACUAUCAUGUGACCGACCAUGAUAAGGAGCUGCUUAAAGUGACCCUUGAUGUGAUCAAAGAAGACUGUCGAAAACCCAGGCAUGCUGAAAAAGGCUGCCAUUUUCUUCAUGUCCUGAGUUGUGUUCAGCAGACCUACAAUCCCAAUCUGGCUGAAGUGGUGAUGCAACGUGUUUUGGAAGUGCUGGAGAGCAACAGCGAUAUUGUCAGCACUAUGGAAGGAUAUUAUAUGGCAUUUUAAAGAGGGAAGAUAAGAUGCGUUAGUUCUUGUCCCAUCAGGGUAAAGUAUAAAGAAUAAGGAAUGUCUGAAGCAGAACUCUGGCACUGAAAACCUUUUAAGUACUGUGCUCUCAGUGGGGGCAAAAAAGAGCUUUCUGUUUCUGUAACAGCUAUUUUCGUCUGGCUUCUGAGAAGUGGUCCCAAUAUUUGUUUUAAUAUUCUUGCUGACUUCCUCAUUAUUAAUGGGGAACGUUGUACCUAACUAAUUCUGGACACGCUACUAUAGCAGGGGAGCUGGAAGAGACCAUGGGUUUUCUGCUUAUGUGUGCUUCCCUGAUUAGCAAUGAGAUGUGACAUGGCCCUUCUCACAACUACAUCCAGUGAGCCCUAAAGAGAAGUCACUGCUAAGGACUUCCGUUCUCAGCAGUGGUUACAUCGGGACUCGUCCUUCUGGCUUAAAGACUGAUGUUGUGAUCCUUCCUUAUGGUGACAGCUGUUCUUUUUAUAUAUGCUUUACAAUAGGGAAAGCACAUGCAAGCAAACAAUCUAAAGGUUACCUGUUCUUCCUGGUAGUGUUGGCACACCCAUGUGUGUGUAUGUAUACGUCUGUGUGUAUUCCUGAAUGUCUACAGCUUUGUCACUACUAAAACAGACCCCACCUUCCUCUGAAAAGUAAUUUUCAGGAAUGAGGAACUGCAUCCCUUCCCCAUUCUGUAGCUUCCCCCACUGCUUGUAAAGCUUGUCUGGACCUCCCCUGGCUGCCAUGUGCACUAUUGAUGCAUGUUUUGGAUUCUGUACAGACCAGAAGUUUCAAAAUCAGCUAAUGUCUUUGUUUAUUUCUACAUUGCUUUGUAUGUCACAAAAUAUAAGCCAAAAACCAAGUGCUUUAGAACAGAAAAUAUAAAAACAAGCAAGGCUCUCUGUGAUCUCCAGUCUUCCCAUUGCCUUUUGUCUUCUCUUUCCUUAUCACUUUCAGGGAAAAUGCUGUCCAUAUCCUUGCUUGCAGCAGAACAAAAGACAUUAAUGAAGUAACAGUGGCCUGAAAAAGGUUCCUAUGCAAGACAUUUGACCUGGAAUAAUCAGAACUCUGCUGCAUGCCACUAUUCAAAGCCUAGAGCUGUUCAUCUGUGCUUGGAGAACUUCCUGCUGCAGGGGAUCAUCUGAGUAAUCUGCUUAAUAGUGUGGAGGUGAUACCAUUAAUUUGAGAAGAGUAGGAUGGGAAGAAUAUAUUCCUUCUCUCUGCUCAGCGCCUUCCCUGUAACAGUUGAAACAGCAGGCUUCCAGGAGGCAGAUGUAGUUGUGAAGCCCUAUAAGGAUUGACAUAGCAGGGAAAAAUAAACUGAAUGCAUGAGGAAAGCCAGUGAGUAGCCUCAUGUGUGCCAGGUUUCUGCUUUGUUUUUAGAUUAUAUGCCUCAUUCCAAGCCGUGACUGCAGUGAGAUAUAGACUAAGAGAAUGGAGUGAUUAAAUAUUUGGCAUUUGCACUCAGAGACCUGUGGAAAACCCCAGCCUUGGAGAGAUGGUAUGUGUUCUUAGUGGGAAACUGUGAGUUAUUUCACUGUCAUUUUCCUACUUGCUGCAGAGCUUAAUAACUGGCUUCCCUACAAGCUGCCGCUACUCCUAGCAUUAGCAGCUGUACUUAGAGUUAGGUAUCUUCUAGUCAGAUCUUAAUAUGGACCUGAAUGUAUUUCUGUAUGUGAAGUCUGCCUAAAACUCAUGGCCUUCUAUUUUCUAAGCAUCAGAAAUUGAUGCAGACAAAAAGUGUGCCAUGUUUGGCCUAUUCUGUAGUGAUUUAAAAGCACUGAUAACUGAAGCCUUAUGAAGAUGAGGGGUGAGGAGCUUUACUAAGGAAAGACAGAUCAGUCACUCUGUAAAGAGCCUUUCCUUUGAAGUUUUUAAGCUGGUCCUUGCUGGCAACACUCAGCUCUUGGAAGGGUGUAUUCUGUUGGAGAUUGUUCCUCAAGAGCUGGAAGAAGGGAUUUUUCUCACUUGGAUUAGGGAAAUAAUAUGAAUGAACACAAGGGAGCCUACUGUUUUUCUACAAGGCUGAAAAGGUCAAGGUAAAAAUUAACAGUGUGGCCUAGAUUUAAGUUAUGCAGAUUGCAAUUAUGAUCAGUAGUGUGGAGUAAUUGUGCCUUAAUUUUGUGUGCCUUAUUUCUUCCUCAGUAGCCACCCAACACUUACUCUGAUACAGUUCAUUCCCCCUCCUGCACUUAGAGGAACUUAGAGGGAACAUCAUGUACAUACGCCUGCACAGAAGUACCCCAGCUUGCUGUGGGAGCACAGAGCUCACAUUAGGCUGAUUUACCUGUUUACUCAGCAUCUCUACAGUAUGCUUCUGUGACAGCAGUCUAGACAUACCCAUACUGGUAUAAGUCACCUUUAUGUAAGUCAAACUACACACACUAGGGCUUUUACUGCUAAUAAACUGUCUCUCUGUUUACAGAUCAUAUCCUUAACCAAAGUCAUAUCGUGCACACUGUUAAAAAACUUCUUAGAUUGAGACCACACCUACAAAAUAUUGUGUGGAACAUUCAGUGAAAGCGUGCUUUCUCAUUCUGUUUAGUUUGAACACUCUUCAGGCAAUGCAGCCAUUACUGGUUUAUUAAAGGACUUUGAAGGUGGCACUUAAAGGUAAAACUGACAAGUGAGAAUUCAUGUUGGGCUGCUUUGUGGCCAGUUCUGGUUUCCAUAGAAACAGUUAAAAGGCAGGUAAGUAAAACGGAGGUUUUAAAAGCAGUCAGCAUUUUUACAUUGCCUUAAAAAUGUGUGUUUCCAUAGAAAUGCAAUACCUUAGAAUGAAAAUUACCAUAGAAUCUUAAUAUUUUGUACCUCAGUAUUCUGGCAAAAUGCAAGCUAAAUGUUUGUCUGGAGAGGAAAGAAAGGCCAGAAUAACUUUACCUUCAGUUUCUCAGAUCUGCUCAGAUGAGAGGAAAGAUAGUUAACUUCAUGCCUCAGUUUCCUCUUUGUAAAUUGUGGAUAAUAUGGUUCCCUAUGAUGUAGGACACAAGGCCUGUUUUUUGAUAACACCAACCAUUACAAACUCCCGAGAUCUGCAAGUGAGAGCUGUGAGAGAACUCUAUGUCUGAGUGGUAACGUGUGAAUGAAUGGCCAGAGGCUGGAGCAGGAUUUAGCUCUAAUCCUACCUCGCUUUUACUAUCAGCUUUAUCUUUCUCAUGUUGCUUUACCUGUCAUGUCUUUUUGAUCUCUGUAUCCUAUGAGACAGUUAUGAUGUCCUGAUUCAUAUUUGUAUAGAAUACUUUUUGUAGAAUCCUGUUCCCUUAGUAAGUCAUUAGGGAUUCUCUGAUUCAAAUGACAGCUUCCUGAAAGUAGAAAUCCAGACACAUGAUUUCUGUACUUUCUUGUUAUCAAUUCGUUGGACAAUAUGCUUGUACCCAUGAGGGCGUGUAUACAAACUACCUGAGAAAUGAAGCUUUUCUUUGAAAGUAAUAAAUGAAAGAAAAUGAUUUGCUGUGUGACCCUGAGCUGUUACUUUGGUGGAUCUGUCUAUACUUGCUUAUUUCAGCAAUGAAUGUUGUACGCAGAAGUUGCUAAUUCAUUAUUCAGAAUGAGAGCUCAUAAAUGAGCAGCCAGUAAGGCACAGAGCUGUGUGGAGAAUGAGACGAAGCACUGAAAAUCUGCUUGUCAAAUAAAGGCUAUUUGCUUUACUUUGGGAGUAAGCUGAGCCUAGGCUUACUGGAGAAAAGAUGUACCUAGCAAAGAUUGUAUCUUUAUACUUCUAAAUGAAGGGGGAGCAAGUUCAUACAUCACAGGCAACCUGAAUUUUGAAACAUCCUUUUUCAGUGCAGCAUUGUGUUCAUUAUUGUUCUUUCAGCAGUCUCCAUCCCUCAUGUCCCAACUCUGCAGACCGGUGAGCAAAUGUUGAGUCAGGAAGCUUGAGUUUAAUUCCCAGCAAUGUGCCCUCUCAAGCACAGAGGGUUUCUCCCUAAUUUCUUCCACCUAUUUCUGCCCUCCACUCUCGCCUUUAACUGUCAUUUCUCAGGCCUUUCAUUUUGUUCAUAGUCUCAUCAUUCAGCUCUGUACCAUGGGUUGUGGUCAAACCCCCUUCCUUCCUGUUUUGUUCCCUUUAUCUUUCCUAACUCAGAUAUUUUUGUCAAGCUGUUGGCAACUGAAAAUAUCAGCUUAAUUCUCCACCUAACCAACCUGAUGUUGUUCACAGCCCACUCAGUUUCCAGCAGGCUGUGCUUUGUCCGGGCACCAGAAGAGGCAGAUAUCAUCUGCUUCAGCCUUUAUCUUUCCUUUACCACAUAGACUGCAACAGGAAUGAGCUGCAGUUUCAGGAAAACCCUCAACAUUUCUAGAUGUGAGUUUUUGCUUAUAUCCAGGUGUGAAAUAAAUAGAACCUAAAAUUAAAACACUUGUAUCUUGCCCAAACUGGAGCAAGUACAAGUUGUUCUUACAGAUGGCAGAAGCCAUCUGCCUCCCCCUGGCACUUUCAAGUCCUUCUGUAGAUUUUUGUCACAUAGGUAUUUUGUCAAGUUGAUGUAGACUUGUAGUUUGUGCAUCUAUUAGGUAAUGUCUCCUCUCAGGCUGAUAUAUUUUUUCAAUGAGAAGCUGGCAUUCUACUCUGUGUUUGAUGUAAUUGUGCUGUCUGUCUGGGCGUUUGUCAGACUCUUCUAUCUCACUGUCCCAAGUGAUUUUGUACUCUGUUGGCUUGUUAACAGGGGGCAAAGGACCUGAAGAUCUUUUAGUCUCGCAUGUUUUGAUAAAGUGGAGGCACUGAUAGAACAGGGAAGCCCAAAUGAGUGCCAACAGUAAGGGGAAGGAAGAAAUUGUCAUACGAUGCUAAAGAAAUUGCACACAAGAUGAUCACAAGGAACCAAUUCUUGCUACUUCUGCAGUGAGAACUACUUGUUUACUUGUUCUGCAGUGCUCUUUGAAGGACUGAAUGGACUGUUACUUCCUGAAGUUUGCUGACAGAGGUCUCCCCAAUGCAGAUGAGCAUGAUGGGAAACUGCAGCAUCUUUAUCAAGGUAGAGAGUUGUGUAAUGGAUUGUUAGGGAUGCCACCAGCCCAUUCCCACUAAUGUGUUUUAAAUGCACUGUGGAGAAUAUACUGUUUUAGUCGCAGUAACUUACAAGUUGAAAUCGGCCCAGAUUAACAAAAUUGCCCGAACAUAACCUGGAAUUUGCCAGUGAGAGAAAUAACCUUAAGGAACAGUUUUCAACAAGUAGCAGUGUGGUGCCAAUUAACCUGGCACAGCAUGUCCUACAGCACUUGUUUUAGCUCGCUUUUUGUUAUUGAUUGGAAGAAUGAACACUCCUUUCGUGCCAGCCAGAACUGGAGCUGUGUGCCAGCUUAGCCUGGGAUGAGCAAGCUGUGAAUGUGUGAGCAUGUACAGGCCCAAACAUCUGCUUGUCUUUGUUGACAACGGGAGGAAUAGCUGCUUGGAUAGGUUGAGACAUCUACUUUCUUUAUUAAUCUCUUUAAUUUCCCCAGAUUAAAGUAAAGCAGAGUGGAAAGUAGUCCCAUCUCUGCUAGGAGAAUGGUAAGAGAAACCUCAAAUACAUGUCACUGCAUAACAGUCAGUGUGAUUCAAUGAAGCAUGUGCCAAGUCUGUUAUGAACUGGACGUUUGUGGUUCCUCCCAGUAGUGGGGACCUCAUCCAAAUAUUACGGUGAUACAUGGAUCCAAGAGAGAGGAGUUGGUUCCCACAAAUGCAUUCCCCAACAAUAGUCAGCACAGAAAGCCCUACAGGCCUCCCCAAUUCUAAAAUGUGCUUUCUUGCCAGUGUACAAGGUGGUAAGGAAAUGAAAAAGGGUGCUGGGAGUUCAUUUUCUCUCCUUCUGCCAAAACUUAACUCAUUCACAUUGAGACUGUAGGAGUUGUUCUUGCAUGUGUGUGAAACUUCUUUGCUGUAAUGUCCACAAAGCCUGAGCCAUACCAAGCCAGCUGGUGUUCUCAAACUGCUGCCUCCACUGCUGACUAGUACUCCCUUAUUGUUUUCUUCCCUCACCUUGUCUUUUUUGUGUUCUCCAAUAACGUCUCUUGAACUUAA
Molecule: messenger RNA, 7221 nt
Organism: Coturnix japonica (Japanese quail)
Lineage: Eukaryota; Metazoa; Chordata; Aves; Galliformes; Phasianidae
Gene: STN1
Product: STN1 subunit of CST complex
Biological process (GO): telomere capping
Cellular component (GO): CST complex
Molecular function (GO): single-stranded telomeric DNA binding
Source: RefSeq, a predicted model, not a curated record